Messenger RNA from Rosa chinensis, 1656 nucleotides. Its product is annotated as RNA-binding NOB1-like protein. Bases 103 to 1656 code for a protein of 517 amino acids. Gene Ontology annotation, cellular component: preribosome, small subunit precursor. Gene Ontology annotation, biological process: ribosomal small subunit biogenesis; maturation of SSU-rRNA. NCBI's taxonomy places the organism in Eukaryota, Viridiplantae, Streptophyta, Magnoliopsida, Rosales, Rosaceae. Gene Ontology annotation, molecular function: RNA endonuclease activity. The transcript has 4 exons. The record is from RefSeq and is a predicted model, not a curated record.
GGGUCUAGUUGCCUCCUUCCUUUAGACGACACUAAAACUCUCAACUAAAUCUCUAGGGUUUUAGCAACUCUCACCUGCCUCCAUAUCCCUUCUCUCUCAACCAUGGACGCCACCGUCACCCCAGCCCCAAUCCCCGACCCGAACCCGAACGCCGUCUCCUGUUGGAGCAACAUCGUGAAGAAGCAGCCGGACCCAAAGCCCCAAAACUCCUCCGACUCCUCAAUCGCCGCCGGCAAAGUAUUCGUCGAAAGCUGUAAGUCCUCCAAGGGCAUAGCCGUCGCCGUCGUCGACGCCAAUGCUAUCAUUCAAGGCGGCGAGACCCUCGCCCACUGCGCCGACAAGUUCGUCUCCGUCCCAGAGGUCAUGGACGAGGUCCGUGACCCUGUUUCCCGCCACCGCCUCGCCGUCGUUCCCUUCCAAGUUCAGACCAUGGAACCCACCCCUGAAUCCCUCAAUAAAGUUGUUAAGUUUGCGAGGGCUACUGGGGAUUUACAGACACUGUCAGAUGUGGAUGUUAAGCUCAUUGCUAUGACUUAUACAUUGGAGGCUCAGAUACAUGGCACUGAGCACCUCAGGGACUGUCCUCCGCCGGUGCAUACUGUCAAUGUGAGGAGGUUGCCGGAGAAGGACUUGCCCGGGUGGGGAAAUAAUGUGCCUAAUUUGGAAGAGUGGGAAGCGCUGGAGAACGAAGCGGAGGAUAAGUUGAACCCCAGUUCGAGGAUUCUUCCGCUGAAAGAUAUAAACUUGAAUGUUAUUGAGGAUUCUGAGAGUCGUUCUGUUGAUGGUUCUGCCGUGGAAGUUACGAGUGAUGUUCGUUCUGAGAAUCAGGAGGGUGGUGAGGGCAUUCAGGGGAGACAUAGGAGAUAUUUUCCAAAGAAGAAAGAGAUAAAGAUUGAAGGAAAGAUGGUUUCGGAUGGAAUUGAUGCAUCCCAAGGACAAGCUGAUGAUAAUGCGGGUGAUUGGAUGCCUGCCGUCAGUCGGAGUACACAUAGAAGGUUUUUGAGAAGAAAAGCAAGACGUGAGUCUUAUGAGGCAUCGGCUGAUAAUGAUUCUCAGCAAGAUGCUGAGGAAAACACCAGUGGUGACGUACUUGUAGAUGCUAGGAGCCAGGAUCAAACAUCGCCUUCUAAAUUUGAAGAGGCAUGUUGCAGACCUGUGGAGAGUGAGAUGACAGAAGAGAAGAAUUUUGAUGAAGAUCUUUCCUCAAUCCUUGAGCAAACAAGGCGUGAUGAAGAUUCACUAAGGGCUCUUCAAAAAGGGAAGGAGCAGCAUGGGGUUGAGGAUAAUGAUUUCAAAGCAGGGGAAAGCACUUCUGAUAACAGUGUGAAUUUUGCUGUUGAGGGAGAUGAGGUUGAAGUGAUAAAUGAAGGUCUGGAUCACUUGGAGAUCUCAAGUCAUAAUGAUGGUAGUGUUGAUACAUCAAAUGUUAACGAUGAUAGCAGUGAGCAGAGCUGGAUGCUGCGAUCCUUAUCUGAGUCUAGUGUAGCAUGUAUAACAAGUGAUUUUGCAAUGCAAAAUGUUAUUCUGCAGAUGGGUUUACGGUUGUUGGCACCAGGAGGAAUGCAGAUCCGCCAGCUGCACAGGUGGAUUUUGAAAUGCCAUGCUUGUAACACUGUGACUGCUGAAAUUGGGAGAAUAUUUUGUGAUGGAGUCUAG